AUGGGCGGUGUCGCAGAGAGUGGCAUGCGUGCACCAUCACUGGCAGAGGCUGAAGCUGCGGAUAUUGAGUUGUGUCGCGAAAUCAGCAGCUUGUUGGCAAAGAAUUUCACGCUUGACCAGGCGAUACAUGAGUGUGUUGUUGUGCGAAAUAGUUUGAACAUGUGGCUGCAGCCCCGCCCUCGUCUUCCGGGGAAAGGAAAAGGCAAGGGUGGCAAGGGCAAGGGUCACGCUGCGCUUGUCGACAGCAAGAACGGCAAGCAAGAUAGGCGUGGCGGCAAAAAGAGGGACUCGGAUGGCAAGUUCAAGGGCACCUGUCAUGCCUUCCAGAUUGGCAAGUGUAGUCGUGGUGAUGAGUGCAGGUUCCUUCAUGCGUGUGAGAACUGUGGCGAGGAGGGCCACGGGCGUGCUGAGUGCCCCCGUGUUAUGGAUCUCGGUGCGGGCGAGGGCACGGCUGCGCUGCUUCAGCCCGGCGACUUGCCUGCCGCGUGUGAGACGCCAUCCAAGGAGGAAUGCGAACUGUACCACCACAUUCUCCUAAAGGAUGGAGGGGGUGUGUGCAGCCCAGCGGACUGGCAGUUGCCUCCGCCCGAGGCUUUAGCAGACCCUCUAGGAAGGGCACUAGGUGUGGACGCUGCGUGGGCGCUGGCAAGUUUUGAGAAGUCGCCGUAUAAGUUCAAUUUGCUUCAGUCCCUUGCGGUGAAGAUGGGCGUUUGGCCUAGAUGUGAUGUUGCGGAUGAUGACGAAUUUCUUCAUGCUUCACCUGAGUUGCACCUGUGCGAGCACAAUCACAUUUCUGCUGUCAGGGAUGAGCGGAAGGUCCGUGAAUUGGUGCAGCAGGAGGUGGCCGAAGGCUACAUGGAGCACAUCCCGGGAGGCCGCAGUGAGGUUGAUGCGCGCUUCCCUGAAGGUUCGUUGGCCAUAGGGAAGCUGGGCCUGGUUUCGCGGCGUGGCAAGAAGGAUCGCUUAAUAGGGGACUCCAAAGCAUCGGGCGCCAGUCCAGCGUCCAGGCGCGACUCUGGCGAUCCAAGGGCAGAAGACUGGGUGCUCUUCAGCAUGGACGUCAAGAACGCACACAAGUCCAUCCGUACGGCGCCAGAUGACAUUGGGUUCGCAGUUUUCCACAUUAUGAACCAGUGGUUCGUCUACCUCGUCAAUCAUUUCGGGGCCAAGUGGUCUGCGUAUUGGUGGAGCAGAUUAGGAGCACUCCUCAUGCGUGUGUUCCAUUUCAUUCUGCGCCAUUGUCAUGUCGGGGUCGUCUACGUGGAUGAUUUUCUUUUCCUGCUACUACGCAGUGCGCACCUGCCCAUGGUCGCCAUUCUGCUUGCGCUUGCCCAGGUGCUUGGUGUGCGGUUGUCUUGGAGCAAGCUUCGCUUAGGUCUAAGCCUGGAAUAUCUUGGCUGGGCGCUCAGUGUGGAGGGUGAGUUCUGCAAGCGGAAGCGAACACUGGCAAUUUUCAAUUGGUGGCUUCUGCAUGCGCGGCGGAUCGGCAGGCAGGAGCUGUCUUCCGUUCUUGGGUUGCUUAUAUGGGCAACACAGAUCAAGUUGCCCUUGCGCGCAUUGCUGGCUCCUCUCUUUACAGCAUUGCACCGUCCAACUGGGAAGAUGCAACUCCUGCACACGGGUCAGUUGGCGGAGCUGGCAAGGCUCCUGGACAGAAGCUCGCUGCGUGUGUGCCGUGCAGCCCGCGAUUCAGAUGUGCAAGCUGGUUGGGUACUGCGAGAAGUUGGGGGCAGGCUAGUCAACAAGGACUCCCUUGACGUAAUGCUGCGACAGCCGAAGCUCAAAAACGGCAAAUGCUGGGUGCGGUUCUCUGCUUGGGGCGCGGUCACCAAUCUUGACCAGGCCUGCCUGUCAAGCCUUCGCAUUCUGCGGCAGUUCUUCCAUCAGAAUGCCUUCGGCUGGGCCAACGCCAAGGAAACCUUAAACGGAUGUGCGGAUGCUUGGGCCGGCAGCCACGUCGGCGGCGUAGGUGGUUGGUUCCAGUGUGCUUCUGGCCAGUUGCGUUGGUUUCAUGUUGCUAUUGCACGCUCAGACAUUCCAGAUGAGUGGAAAUGGCCCCAAACAAUGCAAGCGGGCGUCGGAGCUCUGGAGCUGCUGGCCCAGUUGGCGCUUGUGGUCGCUCGCGCGAAGACCAGCGGCAUGCCCUGCGUGCACAGAGCUCUGCUUCGGCAGUGCAGCGACAACCUGGGAGUGGUUGCUUCAGUAUCCAAGGGCUUGGCCAGCAAGCCGCCUUUAUGCAGCGCGUUGGUCACGCUGAGCCUUGUCUGCCUGCGAGUGAAAUGCGACCUUUCUAUUUCACAUGUGGCCAGCACACGCAAUGGUGAGGCUGACUUCUUGAGUCGCUUGAACUGCCCGUCGCGGACAGCAGACCCUGUGCUUGAGGCUGCUUUCCCAGCCGAACAUCGUGUAGAGGUUACCUUGGAGGAUAUCUUUAGGCCGUGGCAGGAGUACAUGUCAGGCGGACCCAAGUGUCUGACCUAA
This is a messenger RNA of Symbiodinium pilosum, 2481 nucleotides long. NCBI's taxonomy places the organism in Eukaryota, Dinophyceae, Suessiales, Symbiodiniaceae. The record is from the annotation of a GenBank genome assembly.